CGCAGGCGCCGUUCUGGAAUGGACGCCGAAUGAAGAACUGGCCAUCGCCCGCCUGUGUCUUAUCACUGUAUCACAGUAUCGCACUUGAGAAUAUCAUGCCCGAGACUGGCGGCCACGGUCCGACCAUGUACCCGCGAACUCUUUACUCACGAUAACCCGAAACGACCGUCUUAUGAGUAAAAGUAAGUUUGAAAAUUAGAAGGGUGCUGCGUCAGGCGUAGCUAUGUGGCCGGUUUACCUUUGGCCAGCAUUAUCUUCACUUGUCUGAGUUAUCUUCUCGUAAGCGUUCAACACGACAUGCCGCACAUGAUAAGGCAGAGGAAUAAUCCAAACUCCCCCAACAUCAGGAAGAAUGGACCAAAGUGGAAACACCUACAAAACAGAAGUGAAGCGGUUAAUCCAAGCAAUGCAAUUGAGUAUGGACUUAGUUUUCCCACUGGUUACACAGCUUUCAAGGUCCUCCUCUCAGCUAGGAUCGUCGCUGCUAUCUGGAGCCACAUCACAGAUUGUGAUGAGACUUUCAAUUACUGGGAACCCAGUUUUGUUUUCUUGUACCAGGGUCAUUAUCUCUUAUAUGGGAAAGGGUUGCAGACUUGGGAGUACAGUCCGAAGUAUGCACUCAGGUCGUACACAUACCUGCUGUUCCAGCUCGUCCCUGCACUGAUUUACAAUGCGAUUCUCAGGCCAGAGAGACUUUUGCUUUUCUAUUUCCAAAGGUGCCUCCUCGCAGUCGCCUGCUCAGUUUGCGAAGUCUAUUUCUACAAGAGUAUAUGCAGGGAAUUCGGCAUACACGUGGGUAGGAUGACGCUGAUAUUUCAACUGUUCAGUGCAGGAAUGUACAUCUCCUCUACAGCAUUUUUACCCUCAUCAUUCUCCAUGUAUAUGACGAUGCUUUCUAUUGGAGCUUGGUAUCACAGAAAAUAUGAAUUGGCAGUAUUCUUAACUGCAAUAUCAUCCUUCCUCAGUUGGCCUUUUGCAGCAUUGAUAGGUGUUCCAAUUGCAUAUGACAUGGUUUUUAUGAGGAAAGAAAUUGGAAAAUUCACUAAAUGGUGCUUGAUAUCUUGCUUCAUUAUUCUGCUUCCUAUGAUUAAAAUAGACUCGAUGUAUUAUGGAAAAUGGGUGAUAGCACCAUUGAACAUCGUCUUGUACAAUGUUUUUAGUUCACAUGGGCCAGACCUUUACGGCACCGAGCCGUGGUAUUUUUAUCUUUUAAACGGUUUUCUCAAUUUCAACUUUGUUUUCUUGUCAGCUCUUCUGACACCAAUUGCUUUGUGGACUGUAAGUAAAAUUGUAUCGGUCAAUGCUAGAAAUCCAGCGUGUCUUCCGUAUUCUCUCUCCCUCCUACCACUUUAUUUGUGGUUGGGUGUGUUCAUGUUGCAAUCCCACAAGGAAGAGAGGUUUUUGUUUCCGGUCUACCCGAUGAUUUGUCUAUGCGGAGCGUUGACAGUAGACGCGAUUCAAAAAAUUUACUUUAGACUUUUUGUGAGAACUGGGCAGCAUUAUUUACACCACACUUCACACAUCGUAUUCCCCGCUGUUUUUAUUACAUCUCUUCUUGGCGUCACUCGGAUCCUCGCCCUAUACAAAGGUUAUCAUGCCCCAAUGGAUACGUAUAUGGAAUUGAACAAAAUGUCGGCUGAAGGGAAUCUGCCGACGCUAAAUUACUUUAACAUAUGUGUUGGGAAGGAAUGGUACAGAUUCCCCACAUCAUUCUUCCUACCAAAUGACAGAUGGACUUUGCAGUUUUUGAAAUCAGAGUUCAGCGGUCAGUUACCAAAAUACUAUAGUCAGACUGAUGGGACCUCGGUAAUACCUGAUUACAUGAAUAAUGAAAAUAAAGAAGAAAUCACUCGAUAUGGUAAUUUGACUUCCUGCCACUUUUUGGUAGACUUGGACAUAGGCCAGUCAACUGAUUAUGAGCCAAACUAUUCUUCUCAAGUUGAAAAAUGGGUCAUCGUCAAAAGCAUUCCAUUCUUAAAUAACAUCAAAACUAGCAAAUGGGUCAAAGCAUUUUACAUACCGUACAUUUGGGAGAGGAAUGCUGUUUACGGAACGUAUAAUUUACUUCAGGCCCGAAAGAUGAGAGUUCAGCCUUCAAAAUAUUAAGAAAAUGUACUUAAUAAAAGUGUGUAUAAAUAAAUAA
Cimex lectularius (bed bug) is the source of this 2143-nucleotide messenger RNA. RefSeq names its product alpha-1,2-mannosyltransferase ALG9 (gene Alg9). The record is from RefSeq and is a predicted model, not a curated record. Gene Ontology annotation, biological process: protein N-linked glycosylation. The transcript has 13 exons. Gene Ontology annotation, cellular component: endoplasmic reticulum membrane. Lineage: Eukaryota; Metazoa; Arthropoda; Insecta; Hemiptera; Cimicidae. Gene Ontology annotation, molecular function: alpha-1,2-mannosyltransferase activity. The coding region runs from base 298 to 2106 and encodes 602 amino acids.